CUGAAAGUGAAGUUUGGAGGAGGGUUAGGGUUAGGGUUAGGGUUAGGGUGACAGUGCCACGCUUGGAGUCCCUUUCCUAUCCCACUGGCAGGUGGGACAACUGGGCCGAGUCAGGCAACUGCGGCCUGCUGUCACAGCCCUAGGCGAGGUCAGCACUCCAAAUGUUGGUUUUAAUCUGGGCAGUCCAUUCCUCAGAUGGACCUCCAGUCACGUCCUUCAGAUACACGGAAAUCCACACCACCUCUGGUUCUCUUCAUGAACCAUUCAGUCGUGUUCACUGACCAUAAAGACGUGACACACAUAUCGCAUACGUACGGUAUGACGUGUGACUGUAUAGCCAGUUCCCUCAAAACCAAAGUUCCAUGCACAAACGGGGAAGCAAUGUGUGGCAUUCAGACUGCUGCUGGGUAUUAUGCAGGAAUGAGGGAUGCGCUGUAUGCAAUGUCUUGUUGGGUACAUUUGAGGAAUGAACACUGUGAAGCAUGCUGUAGAUUCCUGGUGGCCUCAGUGGUCUCUCUCGCUUGCUCUCCAACACUUUUCCCGUCAAACAGUUGUUCCCCUCUGAUGACACGGCACAGCUGAGGUCUCCUGUUCUCGCUGGACAUUUAAAGUUUAAAGAGCCCCAGAGGACAGCUGUCAGGGAAACCACUCCGACUCUGCUCUCCUUUCCACAGCAGCAUUCUCAUUCUCCCUUUCUCACCCGUCCUGAGAGCUCGUGCUCCUUCGCUCUUUCUCGAAGUCGGAUCUUCCCGCCGCACCCCCUCCGCCGGGCAGAUUAGCACAUUUCUCCACGUUGCCAAGAUGGGCUCCUUUAUUGCCAAGAUGCUGCUGCCCACCGUUAGCAGCCUUGUGCUCCUGCCAGCUGCCAGUGUGGCCACCAAGAGGGGCUUCCACAUGGAGGCCAUGGUCUACUUCUUCACCAUGUUCUUCACAGCGACUUACCAUGCAUGUGAUGGCCCCGGACUGUCCAUCCUCUGUUUCAUGCAGUACGAAAUUCUGGAGUAUUUCAGCAUUUACGGCACUGCAAUAUCCAUGUGGGUCACCCUGUUAGCAUUAGGUGACUUUGAUGAGCCCAAGCGCUCCACUUUGACCAUGUUUGGGAUUCUGACCACUGCUGUGAGGAUCUACCAGGAUCGCUGGGGCUACGGUGUCUACUCUGGACCAAUAGGAACUGCAGUUCUGAUGAUUACAGUCAAAUGGCUGCAAAAGAUGAAGGAGAAGAAAGGACUGUACCCAGAAAAAAGCGUCUACACCCAGCAGGUGGGGCCGGGCUGCUGCUUCGGAGCCCUAGCAUUGAUGCUACGCUUCUACUUUGAGGAGUGGGACUACGCCUACGUCCACAGUUUCUACCACCUUUCCCUGGCCGUGUCCUUCGUCCUGCUGCUGCCCAAAACCAACCGGCUGGGGGGGUCGGGGCGCAACGCUGCCAAGCUCAACUGCUACACCCUCUGCUGCUGUGCGCCCCACCCCUCAACAAAGGACAAAGGCCGGACCGUCUGGAAGUGGCCCACCAAGCGGCCUUGGAUGCGUGCCUGUAACCCUGUACCCCCGCUGCAGCGACCCCCAGCACCUGUUAAAUUACAGGGGUAACGGGAAAGGGGGAAAAGAAGGGGUUUAAUACAGAUGGGUGUCAAGAGGAAAAAACGAAAAAGUCUUUGUGUGACUCUGUGACAACACACUUAACCCCUUUGGGCUUGGAUUGUGAUCACAGUGCACACACACACACACACACACACACACCUGUGCGACUGAAUGGCUGAGGAACUCCAGAGAAAGCGACUGAGACAGAGUGAGAGAGACUGACAUAGACUGCUCUCACCACGCAAAACCCAGAGAAUUUCCCCAAGUCCCGGUCUCCCGAGGGGCUUCGUCCAUUUCCAGCUGUGGCGAGAGCAAAGAACAACAAGGUACUAAAAAUGCGCAGGGAGAAGGAAUCUAGUGUGAAGGUUAGAUAGUGAGACGAGCCAGUAAAACUGACUGGAACAUUUAAGAGCGGAGAGGACAAGCAGACGUUUUAUCUCUCCAAGUUGAAUAAAUUGUCUUUUAAACGCCCCGUGGGGAAGCUUCUCUGGGCUCUCAGAGACAGGAACCACGCAGUUAACGAAAAGUCGAAAAAUGACAGGAUUGUAAAAACGCAUUUUACUCUUACUCCUCACUUUAAACAUUGCGAGAUGCCAGAUAUAUUUUAGAAGGUGUCUCACACGUAUUUGUGCAGCUGAACUGAGUCCAGCCACUGCGAUGUAAACUGAGAAUCCACUAAUGGUUCUGGAGCGGUAGGCAGAGAACUUUGUUCCAGUGAAUGAUGGAUCUGCAGCUCAGCUACGGGGCUCCUUCUCUUGAAAUUACCGUUUAUUAUUAGCAACCAGCCCAUGUUUCUCUCAUUUUUGCAAUUUGUUCUAUGUUUAUAGUAACACACCAAUGU
Messenger RNA from Paramormyrops kingsleyae, 2422 nucleotides. It is a transcript of the gene mymk, whose product is annotated as myomaker, myoblast fusion factor. The record is from RefSeq and is a predicted model, not a curated record. Gene Ontology annotation, cellular component: membrane. NCBI's taxonomy places the organism in Eukaryota, Metazoa, Chordata, Actinopteri, Osteoglossiformes, Mormyridae.